Molecule: messenger RNA, 939 nt
Organism: Trametes versicolor FP-101664 SS1
Lineage: Eukaryota; Fungi; Basidiomycota; Agaricomycetes; Polyporales; Polyporaceae
Product: DNase I-like protein
Exons: 1
Biological process (GO): base-excision repair
Cellular component (GO): nucleus
Molecular function (GO): DNA-(apurinic or apyrimidinic site) endonuclease activity; double-stranded DNA 3'-5' DNA exonuclease activity; phosphoric diester hydrolase activity
Source: RefSeq, a predicted model, not a curated record
AUGCUACUAAACCAGUUAGUGCGAGUAAACAAAAUCGCGAUUCUUGCGCUUCAAGAAGCACACAUGAACGAGGAAAGACUGAACACACUGAACAAGAUCUUCGGAGCGCACCUGGAGAUAGUCUGCUCCCCUGACCCUGAGAACGAGACAGGAGCGAGAGGGGUAGCUUUCGUCAUAAACAAGAGACUAAUCAACACCGCGAACAUGACCUCAACGACGAUCGUACCGGGACGUGCCAUGAUGCUCGACUUACAAUGGUCGGAGCAGCGCAGACUCCGGCUGCUAAACGUCUAUGGACCGAACGACCCAUCGGAGAACGCAGCAUUCUGGGAUAAACUGAGGGAAGCACGAAUGCCGAGGCUCGAUGUUAUGGCCGGAGACUUUAACGUCGUAGAAGACGGCCUGGAUCGUAUCCCGGUGAGGAUGGACGCCCCGAGGGCGGUAAAAGCCCUAGCAGACCUCGUAUCGUGGCUCAGUAUGCUGGAUGGAUGGAGAUCGGAGAACCCGCAAACGAAAGGAUUUACCUUCAUGCAACCCUCAACAGGAAGCCAGUCGCGACUAGAUAGAAUAUACAUCAGGAAAGCGAUGAGUAGAGAUGCAAACGGUUGGAAUUUGACUGAGUCAGGCAUACCGACCGACCACAAAAUGGUCCUUGUAUCGCUGGCCGACUACAAAGUGCCGUACAUCGGAAAGGGCAGAUGGGCCAUGCCGACGCACCUACUGAACGACGAGCAGAUGAAAAAGGAGAUGAAGAGGCUAGGCGCAAUUCUGAUACGCGACCUGGGGGGACUAGUAAGACGCACGCAGAAUAACAAUCCGCAAACGAUGUACCAAGCUUUCAAGGACCAGCUCACGCUGGCAGCGAGAAACCGUGCUAAGGAGAAAAUACCGAAGAUGCAGAAGAGACUGGACGCACUGAAAAAAGACCUCCACAUCCUA